This is a messenger RNA of Ziziphus jujuba (common jujube), 3610 nucleotides long. RefSeq names its product disease resistance protein RPM1. The record is from RefSeq and is a predicted model, not a curated record. Gene Ontology annotation, molecular function: ADP binding. The coding region runs from base 485 to 3355 and encodes 956 amino acids. The transcript is spliced from 2 exons. Gene Ontology annotation, biological process: defense response to other organism. Lineage: Eukaryota; Viridiplantae; Streptophyta; Magnoliopsida; Rosales; Rhamnaceae.
UUUGAAAUGAUUAAAAAAAAAAAAAAAAAAAAACUCAGUUCAAAUAUAAGAAAUCCAAAUUCAAGGAUUUAUGACCUGAUUUUGAAAAAAGCCAGAUCGUCCUAUCUUUAGCUUCAUUGUACAUAAAUAGAUAUAAACUAUGGAGUUAAAAUCCUCCUUCUUGAUAUAUACAAUAUCUUCCUUGUUUAUAUCAUUUAUUUUAAAUUAGUUAUUGUUCUCUAUUAAACAAGUAAUUUGAGCCAAAGUGGCUUUGUUACUUCACGAAAAAGGAAAAGUGCUUUGAUAUGUAUAUAAACAAAAUUACCUAUUUUCAGCUAUAUAAACAAAACCAAACUUAUAUACAUACAUAUAUAUAUAUAUAUAUAAAUAAAAAUAAAAAUAAAAAAUUGACUAUAUUGUACAAAGACAUAAUAAAGGAGGCUGCUGCAGACUGAACGUGAUGGUCAUCAAUGGAUGACUGGAGGAAAUACUCGCCAUACUUUUAAUGGCAGAAAGUGCAGUGAUUUUUCUACUCAACAAGCUUUCAAAUCUUGUUGAAACUGAGUUUCAGCUGCUUAAUGGGGUUUGGCAAGAGAUUGCUUGUCUAAGAGGGGAAUUGGAGAGGAUAAGGGAUUUGUUAAAAGAUGCAGAUGAAGUAGAAGAGACUAGUGAUGAUCAAGGACUCAAAGUUUGGAUUAAGCAAGUCAGAGAAGUUACUCAUGAUGCAGAAGAUGUUGUAGAUGAAUUUAUACUCGUCCAUGCUCAUCACCAUCUUGUUGGUGGAGAAGUAUUAUCUGGUUGUUUAUACAAGCUUUCUUGCUGUGUUAAGAGCUUGAAAUCUCAAUAUCGAAUUGCAUUGCAGCUUCAACGUGUUAAUGGUAGAAUUAGAGAUAUUUAUGCUGCUCAUAAAAGGCUUUGUCUUAGCUUCAGCGUUUCUUUAAGAGGUUCUUGCUUCACCCCUUCAGGUGAAACAUGGCAUGACCGACGUGAGGAUGCUCUUUUUCUGGCUGACAAUGAUGUCGUUGGCAUAGACAAACCUAAAAGACAAUUAGUAGAGUGGCUGAUCAAUGGUGGUUCUGAACGCGAGGUGAUUGGGGUGACUGGAAUGGGAGGGAUUGGUAAAACCACCCUGGUGAAGAAAGUUUAUGAUGAUUUCAAAGUUGAGAAGAAUUUCAAGAUCCAUGCUUGGAUUACAGUUUCCCAACCUUUCAACAAAAAUGAGCUCCUUAAGGACAUGAUUCAGAAUCUAUCUUAUGUAAUAAAGAGAGCAAUUCCAGAAGGUAUGGAAAACAUGAAUUAUGAAGAAUUGAUAACAAUCAUCAAGAACAUGUUAAAAGAAAGAAGAUACUUAAUAGUUUUCGAUGAUCUAUGGAAUUUAUAUGAAUGGGAAGCUGUCAAAUAUGCUCUGCCUAACAGCAAAAAUGGCAGCAAAGUUAUGAUCACUACUCGUAAAGAUGAUGUAGCCUUGAAUUCUUGCAAAGAUUUCAAAGGAAAAGUUUAUAACUUAAUGCCCUUGUCCCAAGAUGUGUCUUGGGAACUUUUCUGCAGAAAGGCAUUUGCAGGGAAUCCAUGCCCUCCUUAUUUAUUUGAAAUUUGUAAAGAUAUUCUCAGAAAGUGUGAGGGAUUGCCUCUUGCAGUAGUGGCACUAAGUGGUGUUUUGGCUAAAAAAGACACAUGGCGUAUUGAUGAAUGGGAUAUGAUUCGUCGUUGCCUUGGAGUCGAAAUUCAGGGUAAUGACAAGCUUGAGGAUUUGAAAAAAGUACUCUCUCUAAGUUUAAAUGAUUUGCCUUACUAUCUGAAAUCAUGCUUCUUGUACUUGGGAAUCUUUCCUGAGGGUUAUCUGAUUAAGCGAAUGACAUUAAUUCGCUUAUGGAUAGCUGAAGGAUUCAUUGAAGCAAAAGAAGGAAGGACAUUGGAGGAAGUUGCACAGGACUAUCUCAAUGAUCUCUUGAACAGAAAUCUCAUGCAAGUAGCAGGAAUGACAACUGACAGAAGGGUGAAAUUCUACCGCAUCCAUGAUCUUCUGCGUGAGAUUAUCAUUUCAAAAUCAAGGGACCAAAACUUUGCAGUCAUUGUUAAAGAACAAACAACAACAUGGCCUGGAAGAGUAAGACGAUUAUCAAUACAUACUUCACUUCCCAAUGUACAAGAUAUAAGGUUAGGCUCACAUCUUCGUUCAUUAUUCAUGUUUGGGGUGGUUGAAAAGUCCUCUUUGCAUACACUUUUUCAAGGUAGUUUCAUGCUGCUUAGGGUGUUAGAUUUUCAAAGGGCACCUUUAAAGACAUUUCCUGUAGAAGUUGCAGACAUGUUUUAUUUGAAGUAUCUAAGCUUGAGAAAAACCAAGGUAAAAACUAUUCCAAGAUAUAUAAGAAAACUUCAGAACUUGGAGACUUUGGAUCUUAAAAAGACUUGUGUCACCCAGUUGCCUAUCGAGAUUCUGCAGCUUCACAAACUUCGUCAUCUCUUGGUAUACCAUUUCAAAGUUGAAUCUUAUGCAGAUUUUUAUUCCAAAUUUGGUUUCAAGGCAGCCUCUGGAAAUAUUGGAAGUUUGCAAUCCCUGCAGAAGCUCUGUUUCAUUGAGGCAUGUCAUGACUGCAACAUGAUACUAAGGGAGCUAGGAAAGUUGAAUCAGCUCAGGAGGUUAGGCAUUAUGAAACUUAGGAGGCAAGAUGGGAAAGUUUUGUGCUUAUCCAUCGAAAGGUUAAAGAAUCUUCGUUCACUUUCCAUAACAUCUACAGAAGAAAAUGAAGUCAUUGAUCUUCAACAACUUUCUUCACCUCCUCAGUUUCUCGAAAGACUAUACUUAACAGGUCGUUUGGAAGAAUUACCAAGUUGGAUUCCUUCUCUUCAUGGUCUGGUUAGGUUGUUUCUGAAGUGGAGUCUAUUAAGGGAUGAUCCACUUGUUCAUCUUCAAGAUUUGCCCAAUCUUGUUCAUCUUGAAUUGCUCCAAGUUUAUGAUGGAGAGACAUUGUGUUUUAAAGCUGGAAAGUUCAAAAAGCUUACUCUUUUGGGUCUUGACAAGUUUGACAAACUAAAAUGUGUGCAAGUUGAGGAGGGAGCUUUGCCUUGCCUUGAAAAGCUAGUGAUCCACAGAUGCAAUAUGUUAUGGAGUGUGCCAUUUGGAAUUGAACACCUUACAAAGCUCAAAGUGCUCACAUUCUUCGACAUGCCAGACAAACUGAUCAUGAAACUACAACCGGAUGGAAAUGGUGAAGAUCACUGGAAAGUUAAACAUGUCACAGAAGUUUAUUCCGCAUAUUGGAGGGAUGGAAGUUGGGAUGUUUACUCCAUUGACAGUUUCAGAGAGAGACAAAGCAAACAGCCACCAGGGAUAGUCAUGGGAAGUCAUGAUCUUCGUACUCUAUGGAAGGUCUAGUGGUCUUUCUGCUGUAAUAUGGUUGUAAAUUAGAAAAUAAAAAUGUUUAUAUUUCUCGUGAUCUGUAAAUUUGUACAUGUAGAUAGAUAAUUGUAUAGAUAUACUGACUGUAAAUGAUACACUGAAGAAUAAGGUGAAUCAUUCAUCACCAUUCUGUUGUAUCUCAAAUUGAUUGUAAAUGUUUCAAUGUAAUAUAUAUAAACCAGUGCACAAAAAUAAAGAAGUUCAUGUCAAUGGACUUUUAAUUUUUAUUCA